AUGGAAGGGAAAGUCCAAACGAGCAGGAGGGAAGUGAACCGCAAGAUGACCGUGAGGAAGCAGGUGGAGACGUUGGGUGAUGACGCCUCCAGUGCUAUGGAAACUGAGGCGAAUGGCGAAUACGGCGAGUCAACGCGUUGUGUCAGCGGCCCUUUGCCGCUGCGACAAACGCGACUGCUGGGGCUUCUGCUGCUUGUUUCAGUGGUGUUACCCCCCGUUUCGCCCACACUUGAGGAGUUGGCACGGACGUCAUUCUCCUCGACCGCCACAGGCCCGUUGGGUGCCGAUGUGUUUCGGUCACACACCAACGUCGACGGUACGGAUGGCUGCAGUACCGCCGGGGAACUGGACACAGAGGUGCGAGGGGAACGGCUGUUCGACUACAUGAGAACCGGGGUUUCCGAGCCAUGGGCGUCGAAGAUGACAGGGGGGGACGCAUGGCGCCGACGUGACGAGGAAGAAGAGGAAGAUGAGGAAGACGAAGAAAAUAAAGCGGUGAGGAGUGGUGACAGUCUCAAUGACGCUGCGGAAGAGGAGGGCCAAGUUGUGGACGGAAAACAGCUGCAAGACAAAACACUUGGGAGGGAAAGAAGGAUACUCACAGUGGGUGAGGCUCAUCCACUGGCACCCGUUGAGAAGGACCGCCGCAGUACACUCAGCAGCAGCAGCAUUGGCGGUAGCAGUUCCUCCACCCAAUUGGCAAUUGGCAGCGAAUACAACUCUCUUGUCUCCACCCCGCGUAAACUCCUGCUGCCAAAUGCCCUCACAAAUCACCGUAUUGUUAGCGGUGACCAUUGUGCCGACUCCAUCGAUGUUGAUGAUGACGUUUACAAAGAAAAUGACCGCAAGGACUUCUUUGAGGCGUUACCGGACGCCGCACUGCUGCGAAUUUUCUUGUUUCUUGUCUUCCCUGAUGUCGUCUCCCUGCUCGGCACCAAUAAACGACUUAAUGGGCUUUUACGGAAGAAAUUUCAAGUGAACGAGCAUGGGGUUUUCAGAAUCCCUGCCUUCACUGGACGCCCGUCUCUGGCGGACCGUUAUGGAGGCAACUUUGCCGGCAACAAAAACCACCACGCCAAGAACAAGAACGGCGUUUCAGGAACGAUGACUAAAAAUAUUCGUCUGUUUUUUGGACAGCAGCGGCGUGACCCGCAUCCGGCCUCGCUACGUCAUUUACUUAAUUUCCUUGUCCCAGAAAUUUCCAUCCCGCACAUGGAGUCGCAUACAAACGCCCUGAACAACCGCGGGAAGGGAUGCACAUGGGUUUUUGUUACAUCGCAGGAUGACGUCAAGCGACUGAUGCAAUUUAACAGACUUAUAUUUCUUGAUCUUAAUGCAGACGGGAAGGAAGUUUACAUGGUGGCCCCACCGCGUAGUAGGAAGUGGAUACAGGAAUACGCGGAGAAUAUUGCCAGGUGGAGUACACGCCCUAUUUACCUGCCGCGGCAGCCAAUGGUGAUUGAGGUGCCAGAGAAACCAUCCAUGAAGCGCAAGAGGUUAAAAUGGCAGCUUCAGAACGAGAAGAACAUACAAGCCCAGCAAGUGGAGGAUGGUGAGCCCAUCCAGGAGAAUGAAUUCGAGCAGAAGGAGCAGGAAGAACAAAAACAUCAUGAGGAAGUUUCCCAAAUCAAUGAGGAAGAAGAACAACAUCAGGAGACUACACCGUUUGUCUCUGAGGCCUCAGCAGAAGCGGAUGGGGAUUCAUCUACCAUUCACCUGCCGAGGGAGGAGCGCCAGAAGAGGGAGAAUGCCGUCAAUGAAACUUCCUUCUUUGCCGCCUCUUCACCGCGGAUGACGCGUGAAGGAGAGGGCGCACUGGAGAAGACAUGUGGAUCUUUCUUCAAACGUGAGAACAUUUUGAGGCCCUCCCAACGGAAGUGCCACAAUCCCUACUCUCCGGUCUAUUUAUUCUACUCAAACUUAUACACCACUACCGUCUGCCUCGGCGAUGGUCGGUACCGCCACGACCCAUAUCUUUACAACCCACUCUGGGAGCCUGUGGAGCCGCAGAUGGUGGCUCUUAUAAAAGAGUAG
This is a messenger RNA of Trypanosoma cruzi, 2034 nucleotides long. RefSeq lists its product as uncharacterized. The record is from RefSeq and is a predicted model, not a curated record. The transcript has a single exon. NCBI's taxonomy places the organism in Eukaryota, Euglenozoa, Kinetoplastea, Trypanosomatida, Trypanosomatidae. The coding region runs from base 1 to 2034 and encodes 677 amino acids. Gene Ontology annotation, molecular function: protein binding.